UAUUCGAAGAUGCUGCUAUUUUACGGCGAAAGGGAGUGCAGCUUAGAUUGAUUGAGUCAGUUGGUUGUUUUUUUGUACAGGUUACAUUUGAAGUGUGCUUACCGUAUGCAGCCCAUUCAUGCAUCUUUUUUUUAAAAAAAUUUUAGGGGACCUAUAGUUGAUGUCGUCUUAUGGGAUGGUCUAAUUGACGAAUUUCAAGCUGUGACACCUAAUGAUCCUUUACCAGGAACAGUAGUUGUCUUCACUUCCGUUGUUGUUCGCCACUUCGCAGGUCUCUUACAUGGUUUUCAUUCUAUUUUUCGAACCUGUUCUUUUAGUUUAGAUUAGUGGUAAUUGAGUUUUUAGAUGUUAUGGUUUUAGGGGAAGAAUAUUGUGUGGGCUCAAAUGCAACGAAAGUAUAUUGCAACUUGCACUAUCCUCACGUGCACCCCCUGCUUGAUAAUAUAGAAAAUGUCCCGCUGGCCAUUGACUACACGUUGGAGGAUGCUAUAUGGUUAAGUGAGAUAUGUUCCAUUUCGGAACUGAAUCUAUAUAAGACUGAUUUCACCAACCAGGGGAAUUUGUACCUUACUACUGCAACAGUCAAGGAUGUUACUGUUUCUUGGUCAAGUGUGCAUCUCAAGUUUAUGGUGAGGCUGACUGUUGCUACUGGUCCUCAUGAGGCUUCUAUCAUGUUUAUGACUACCAAGUUCCGGUGGAUAGCAAGCCGUAUCAUUGAGGCUACAGACAAGGAAUGGACCAAUGACUUCAGGACUCUCCUAGCUGCUCUCAGGGGGAAUAUAUUGAAGUUUAUGAUUGAAUUUGGAGAUUUCAACGGCCAGACCAAUGAGUUUGAUUUGGUUCUUCGC
Molecule: messenger RNA, 848 nt
Organism: Linum tenue
Lineage: Eukaryota; Viridiplantae; Streptophyta; Magnoliopsida; Malpighiales; Linaceae
Source: the annotation of a GenBank genome assembly